Molecule: messenger RNA, 1433 nt
Organism: Lolium rigidum
Lineage: Eukaryota; Viridiplantae; Streptophyta; Magnoliopsida; Poales; Poaceae
Product: protein HAIKU1-like
Exons: 1
Coding region: 168-1088 (306 amino acids)
Source: RefSeq, a predicted model, not a curated record
ACAGUGUGUGUCGGCCUUGCGAGCGGUGAGCGCCACCAAAGUCAAAGAAACCCACGCUGCAACUUGCUAGUAACGAAUUCCAUUGCGUGUGCUUCCCGUCCUCCUCUCCUCCCCCCACCUCCGCCCCGCUCCUCCGCCCACGCCAAAUCCACCGCCGAUCCGCCGUCAUGGACCGCAGCACCAGCAGCAAUAGCAGCGGCGGCGGCCACAACCAGCACCUCGGCGUCAACAAGCUCGGCCGGAACAUCCGCAAGGCCACGCCGCCGCCCCCUCCCCAGCAGCAGCAGCAGCAGGCCCAGCCCGCCCGCCCGCCGCACCCGCAGCCGCAGGUCUACAACAUCAGCAAGAACCACUUCCGCGACAUGGUCCAGCAGCUCACCGCCGGCACCCCCUCCCCUCCACCUCCCCACCACGCGCACCGCCCGCCGCCCCCUCUCCAGCAGCAACAGCUGCAUCAACAUCCCAAGCCCGCCUCCAUGCGCCUGCAGAAGAUCCGCCCGCCCCCGAUCGCCACGCCCGUCGCGCGGCCCCCUCCCGUCCACAACCACAACCACCACCAGAUGCCCAACCCUAGCCACAACCCGGCCUUCCACCGCCCGCCGCCGCCGCACCACAUGCCCAUGCCCCCGCCGGGCCCGGCCUGGGCCGACUCCCCGGUCUCCGCCUACAUGCGCAUCCUCGAGAACUCCCUCUUCAGCGCCACGCCCCCAGGCGCCGCCGCGGCGGCCGCCGCCGCCGCGCACGCUCACGCCGCGGCCGCCGCUGGCGGCCGGGGCCCUCCGCAGCACCAGCACCCGUACCCCCCGCCGCCGCCGCCGGUGCCGUCGCCCGGGAUCCUCCCUUCCCCCACCGGGUUCCUCAACCUGCUCUCGCCCACGCCCAGGUCUCCCUACCCGCUCCUCUCGCCGGGGUACCAGCAGCCCUCGCCCAACUUCCCCUUGCUGUCGCCGCUGCCGGGGACAGGGAUCCUGGGGCCUGGGCCCAUGCCGCCGCCUUCGCCCGGGCUGUGGUUCCCGCAGUCGCCGUCGGGCCUGCUCUCGCCGUCCGGGUUCUUCCCCAUGCUCAGCCCUCGGUGGAGAGAUAUGUAGCUUGGAUCUGCAGCCGCCCUGUGAAGCAGGCGGCCGUGUAACAUUUGACGCUAGGGAGGUAGCGACGGUGAUGCCAAUGGGUUCGUCGGCAGGAGGUGGAAGGAAACAGGUGGGUUCGAGCUCUCGACACAAUUAUCUGCUGCUGGCACCAUGAGCAUCAACCUGUAAGGCUUCGGUAAAGGCUGUUGGUUGCAUAUUUGUAAUUGUAUAACUGGGGAAAAUUUCCAUUUAUUCACUUUCUUAGAUGCAAAAAGGAGGUCAGGACAGGAUGAACUGGGAAUGUCGUAGUUUAGAUUCUUGAGUGGAUAGGUUUGAAACAUGUAAUUGUAAUUUUAGUUCCAGAAG